AGGACAUUUGUUUCGUUAUUUUUGCGACUUUUGCGGGUUACUGAAGAGACUGGAACCGAAACUUGUGAUCACACAGCGUCCGAAUACUGAAAAAUGGCGGCAGACAGUACCCCAAUGAACAUGGAUAACGAAAGCGAUUCUGCAAGAUAUGGAGAAGAUAUCUCGCCGGAGAAAGAUGGUGGAGUGCGAAAGAUUAUAAAGGUAGCAGGUGGAGGUGGGGAAAAGCCACCGAUCGGAAGUAAAGUUCGAGUUCAUUAUUCCGGUAAAUUUAUGACAGGCGAAGAGUUUGACUCCAACAUCGGUAAAAAAGAUCCAUUUGAGUUUGAACAUGGAAAAGGAGUUGUAAUCAGGGGAUGGGAUAUUGCUAUAGCAACAAUGGAAGUCAAUGAGACCAGCCUAUUUACUAUCAAACCAGAGUAUGCUUACGGGACUGAAGGAAGUGGAAACAAGAUUCCCCCCAAUGCUUGUCUACAGUUUGAGAUUACUUUGGUUGAAUGGAAAGGAGAAGAUAUCACAAAAGAUGGACAUGUUACGAAGAUUACGUUAGAGAAAGGCGAAGGCUAUGUCUGUCCUAACACUGGUGCCCUCUGCGAAGUUCAUAUUGUUGGGAAAUGUCAGGGCAGAGUGUUUGAAGAUCGUGAAGUUUCCUUUCUCAUGCAAGAAGGUACAGAGGAAGGACUUCUCCCUGGUGUCCAACAGGCCAUUCUGAAAAUGAACGAUGAUGAAAAAGCACAUGUGUGGAUUAAGCCUGGAAGGUGGGGAUUUGGAAUGGCAGGGAAUCCAGAUCUGGGUAUUCCCAAGGAUGCUGUGAUAGAGUAUGUGAUACAUCUCAAGAAAUUUGAAAAUGUCAAAGAAAAUUGGGAGUUGAGCAAUGAAGAAAAACUCUCAACAGCCUUGUCACUUAAGGAAAAGGGCACAAGAUAUUUCAAGGAGGAGAAAUUUGGUAUAGCAGCUGAGCAAUAUGCCAGAGCAGUGAGGAUGUUGGAUGGCUACUUUAGCAAUGAGGAAAAAGAGAAACGAGAUCCCUUGCUGUUGGCUGGCCAUCUUAAUCUUGCCGCAUGUCAUUUGAAAUUAAAUCACAAUUUCAAAUGCAUUAAAGAAUGUGACAAGGCUCUUGAAGUUGAGAAAGAUAAUGUAAAGGCCUUGUUCAGAAGAGGAAAAGCGAGAGCCGCCAUCAAUGAUUUAGAUCUGGCAAAAAAAGACUUUGAACUUGUGCUUAAAGUCCAGCCCGGCAACAGAGAAGCACAACAACAGUUAAACGCAGUAAAUUCCAGAAUUAAACAUCAUGUGGCCAAGGAGAGAAUUAUUUUCGCGAACAUGUUUGAACGCCUUGCACGGAAAGAGGAACGCGAAAGCAUGGCAGGCAUAAAAACUCAUGACGUAUUUGAGGAAGCAACUGAGGCAGAACAGCGACUCAAUGAACAAUCUAGACUCAGUGAAAUAACACCGUCACUUCCGGUUAGUAACCAAGUGACGUCAUCGACGGGAGUGAACGGUAAAGCGGAAAAUGAUGUCGAGAUGAAAGAAGACGAGAAAGGAGGUGUAAUAUGCUGACAUCCGUGUGAGGACAACGUCUUACUGUUUAAAUUAGGCUGUGUCCGAACAUCAGGCACUAAACUUUGGGCUGACGAUUUCAAAUUUCAACAGAUAUCUUACAUCCAACCAAUGCAACGAACCAGGGCGACAAACUAGGGUGUCAAACUAGUGUGACAAACUAGUAUGACAAGCUAGUGGGACUAGCUAGUGUGACUAGCUAGUGUGACAAACUAGUGUGACAAACUGGUGUAACAAACUAAUAUAACACGCUAGUUUGACAAACUAUUGUUAUCUAAUGUGAAAACUAGUAUGACUGCGUGAUGACAAAAAUAUGUUAUUACUUUUCAAGAAGUAUAGUUAAAUCGAAUAAGUAAAGAUUUGUCAAAACAUUUUACAAUAAAAAUCGAACAUAAUUUGAAUCGCACAAAUCGCAUUUAUAACAAUAUAUUUACGACACGCCAUCUAUUUCAAUGCAUUGCUGAUCAUCGAUAUUCUGCCAUUGGUCGUCAUCUGAAAGAUGCUCAUGGGAACGUUAACUUACUCAAUGAGAGCCAAAUUUCGGGUGCUUAAAAAAUGCAGCACGAAAUGGGAUUGCCUGGUCAACGAAAUGUUGCACAUAAGAACAAAAAGACGUAAUUCAAACACCCAGAGCGACUCCCUUGAGGGUAAGCUCUUUGUUUGACUCUCAAUGACUCUCAAUUUAUUCAUUUUCUCAUCUACAUAUAUCUUAUUUUUCUUAUUUCAUU
Messenger RNA from Stylophora pistillata, 2282 nucleotides. Its product is annotated as peptidyl-prolyl cis-trans isomerase FKBP4. Lineage: Eukaryota; Metazoa; Cnidaria; Anthozoa; Scleractinia; Pocilloporidae. Gene Ontology annotation, molecular function: protein binding; peptidyl-prolyl cis-trans isomerase activity. The record is from RefSeq and is a predicted model, not a curated record.